AUGAGGGAUCCGUUCCCCAUCGCCCCGAUCCCGGCUUUGAGCCGGGCGGUGCAGCCCAUCGCCGACAUGUUGCACCUCCCGACUUUGCCGCUGCACAUCCACGAGGUUCUCGGGGCCGCGCUAUUCUAUACAUUCAUUCACAUGGUCAUCUCCCCGUGGAUAUCGAUGAAGUUGUGGUCCGACAGAUAUCCAAUCAACUCGAGGGGCAAAAGAAUGAGCUGGGACUCGCACGUCGUGUCAAUGGUCCAGUCAUGCCUCAUCAACGUCCUUGCGCUUUACGUUCACUUCUAUGACGAGGAGCGGUGGGAAUUCAACUGGGAACAGCGCGUUUGGGGGUACACUGGUGCCUGCGCCAUGAUCCAGAGCCUGGCCGCUGGCUACUUUGUCUGGGACUUGAUAAUUACCGUGCUGCACUUCGAAACCUUUGGAAUUGGUGUCUUGAUGCAUGCCAUCAGUGCACUGACUGUUUAUUCGUUUGGAUACAGACCUGUAUUCAACUACUACGCCACCAACUUCAUCCUCUAUGAGCUUUCCACUCCCUUCCUCAACAUCCACUGGUUCUUCGACAAGUUGGGAAUGACUGGAACAAAGGCUCAGCUGAUCAACGGCAUCUGCCUGAUCUCUGUCUUCUUCUCAUGCCGUUUGAUCUGGGGCAACUGGCAAUCUGCUCUCGUCUACCGCGAUAUGUGGCGUGCUAUAUGGACCAGCGAGAUCCCGGUCAACUCCACCAUCAUCUGUGGGGAUUUUGACGGCAUGAAGGUGGCUGUCAACCCCUCGCCGAUCCCCAUCUGGCUGGUCCUCGCCUAUUUCGCCAGCAACCUGACCUUGAACAUGCUGAACGUAUUCUGGCUGUUCAAGAUGAUCAGUGCCGUGAAGAAGCGAUUCACGCCGGCGAAGGAGGACCCAGCCGCCAUCAAGGAAAAGCCGGUUCCUGCCUCGUCCGAAUCAGGAGUGACAAGUGGUCUGCAGCAGACUGCCGAUGCACUCAGAAAGAGGAAUUUGCCCGAGGUGCUUCCCGUUAUCGAUGACGACCUCGGUGACAUGACUUAA
Molecule: messenger RNA, 1050 nt
Organism: Pyricularia pennisetigena
Lineage: Eukaryota; Fungi; Ascomycota; Sordariomycetes; Magnaporthales; Pyriculariaceae
Exons: 2
Coding region: 1-1050 (349 amino acids)
Biological process (GO): lipid homeostasis
Cellular component (GO): membrane; endoplasmic reticulum
Source: RefSeq, a predicted model, not a curated record